AUGGACUGGGACUCAUCAAGGGAAUACGACUCGCGGACAUUCUCAGAAGACUACAACUUGCAUGGAGCCUCAAGAAGGUCGGAUGACCAUCCAAGCGCGACGCAGGAUGAGCAUGGCUUCCUGCGUGACCUCGGCGGGCACGAAGGCGACGACGACGACGACAGGAGUAUCGAUAACGCAGAUAUGGACCUUAUCGAGCAAAUUUUCGAGGGUAAGCCACCUCGGCAACCUACUUAUCAGGGACGGGGUGGUGCGCGAAGGACGACACACCAGACGGAUGAGAACUCUGUUUCAUCGAUGAUGCGAUACAUGUUGGAGGGAUCACAGGAUCCCGUCGACAUACAAGAGUCACCAGCCUUUGACCCAACACGACUCCACACAGGAUCACAUAACGACCGACAGAUGCCCCUUGGAGACGACGCCAACGAGGACCAUUUACGAGACUGGUCUGGAAGCACACCCAAACGCCAGAUGCGACACACUGGUCCCAAAAAAACGGCGUUACCAAUGUCCAGUAUACCGAUGAGAGCAAGGGCAGGAUCUGGAGCAGGACAAGGAACACCUCCCGUUACCUUUGCAGCCAAGAUCACCACACGGCCCAUCGACAGAAGCCAUACAGACCAGCAACAACAACAGCCCAAGCCUAUUUUCCGAUCUGCGAUGAAGCCACCUAAUGGCAGCUUGGGAGCCAACAGUCUGUUGCCACGCAAACUGGGACGGCAUAUCCAAUUGCCAAGCGAACUUUCUGACGACGACAACAUCAGUGACGAACAACAAAGUGAUCGGGACCUGGAUGAGGAUGAUGAUGAUGACAAAGCGAGCCAGCCCUCACCGACUGCUAUCAACUACACCCAGGAUCAGGAUCCUCCAGAAGCUGAAGAUAUCGCUGAUACUGUGCCUUCCCCAACAGGGACUGUACCAGCGCCAGUACCAGCAUCGGUGCCGGGACCUACACGGUUCACGCGGAUCUCAAAGCCAAACGUGUCCUCUUCAUCGUCCCCUGGAAAGAACCCCAUUGCGACCAUUCCCACUCCUCAGGAUACUCCACAAGAUGACGGGAACGAGGAGGCUCAAAAGUCAGUCAAGGAACUCAAGGCGCUGCUCAAGAGGCUGGGCAUGAUGCCCCUUUCGACCACACUGGACACAGCGCUCGAAGGCCUGGACGGCGCAAUAGUCAAGAAAGGUGGUCUCUGUGAGAUGAUGGGGUUGGUCCAAAAGCUGGGAGCCAUGUGUGAGAAACAAAAAGAGGUCAUUCACCAAAUGACGGAUCAAAUCAUUGCAGGAGAGACUUGUUCUCAGCAACCCGUGGUUGAUUCAGAAGCUGAGGAGAAACUACAGAAAGUGCAUAGGCAGCUGGCUGAUGUUCAGAAUGAAUUGGAGAAGUCGAAGACGGUCAACUACGAACUAGAACUGGAGGUAGACUACCUGCGCCAGACCGCAGAGGAAGAUCGCAACAACAAGGAGGCCGCAGAGCCAACAACAACAGGGGAUAACAACAACCUUGUCGACGCGUCAAGUCAAGUCAGUGGAUCAUGGGCAACCACAGAAGCCGCCGCCGUAUUACUACUCUCAAAGACCAAGCCCAGCAAAGACGCCGAUUCGACAGCAAGCCCCACCCGCUCCUCACCCAAGACAGCAGCACAGCCCUCGUCACCAACACUUGUUUCGUCUGCCGCAUGGCGUGAACAUAUCCAAAAGAUUGAACAGGAAUUGGCGGCGCUCAAGACUGCUCUGGAACCGCAGCGCCCCUCGCUCAUUACUAAUGAGACGCCGCUGAAGGGGAAAGCAGAGGCGAAGGAGGCGGAGGCGAAGUUGCUGUUGAAGGUCGAGGAUUUGGAGGAUCAGUUGUAUGAUGCCUUGUUGGAGAACCGGCGGUUGCAAGUCAAGAUCAAAACCCUUGCUCGGGAGCUCCUCAGCACUAAUAUCGAUCUUGUCUCCGAAGACCAAAAGAACCAGAUGACAAAACACGAAACAACAAUGCUCAAAGACGUCAUGCUCCGUCUAGGAGUCGAAACACCACAACAAGUCAUGUCAGCACUGGACGAGAUCCAACGAAUCCUUCAGGAUGUACCACGCCAACGACGGUUUAUUGCAAAAGCCGAAAAGGUUAUUUGGGAGUCUGAGAUUCAAGAAGGAACAGUCCGAGUACAGCGGCAUCCGCAAAGUGGUGUUGGAGAGGAUGACUUGAAGAAGCUGAAGAGGCAACAGCAGCAACAGUACCAGCAAGGCGAUGUAACGUUGGUGAUGGAUGGUAGUGACUUGCCGAUUAAGCCUGGACGGACGUGUUCGGAAGGAUAUGAGGCGACGUUGCAGAGGUUGAGGGAGUGGAGUGAGUUGUUGGAUGUCUUGAAUCAUGUCAAGUUUGUCGACGACUUUGAUGAUAACGCCACCGUUCUAGCCUAA
Messenger RNA from Linnemannia hyalina, 2403 nucleotides. Lineage: Eukaryota; Fungi; Mortierellomycota; Mortierellomycetes; Mortierellales; Mortierellaceae. The record is from the annotation of a GenBank genome assembly.